AUGCUCGACCUGAAUGACUUUAUCACCGAGCGUGGUGGCAACCCCAACAAGAUCAAGGAGAGCCAGCGCAAGCGGUUUGCCCCUGAAGAGGCUGUCGAUGAAGUGAUCGCAUUGUAUGAGGAGGCUCGGCGCGCCCGGUAUGAGGUGACUCAGUUCGGCUCGCAGCUGAACCCGCUACUGAAGCAGAUUGGCAUGAAGAAGAAGAACAAGGAGGAUGCCACCGAGCUCAUGGCGCAAAAGGCGGAGCUGGAGAAGCGCAAGAAGGAGGCCGAGGAUAAAGCGGUGCAGAAGGAAUUGGAACGGGACCGCAAGAUUCGCACUAUUGGAAACUACGUUCACGAAUCUGUGCCCGUGAGCGAUAACGAGGACAACAAUGCGAUCAUCAGGACUUGGACCCCCUCAGACGCCGUCAUGGACCGACCCGGCUGCCUCUCUCACCACGAAGUUCUCACCCGUCUGGACGGAUAUGACCCCGAGCGUGGUGUCAAGAUCGUCGGUCACCGUGGAUACUGCUUGACUGGAUAUGGUCUCUUCCUCAACCUGGCGCUUGUCAACUACGGCUUGGAGUUCCUCUUCAACAAGGGCUACACGCCCAACCAACCCCCGCAAUUCAUGCUCAAGGACCUCAUGGCGAAGACUGCUCAACUUGAGCAGUUUGACGAGGAGCUGUACAAGGUCACCGAGAGCGAGGAGCAGUCGACAGACAAGUAUCUGAUCGCCACCUCUGAGCAGCCUUUGUCUGCUCUGCACGACAGCGAGUGGUUGCAAGACAAGGAUUUGCCUAUUAAGUACGCCGGAUACAGCACAUGUUACCGCAAGGAAGCCGGUGCCCACGGAAAGGAUGCCUGGGGUAUCUUCCGUGUUCACCAAUUCGAAAAGAUUGAGCAAUUUGUGCUCACCAAGCCCGAGGAUUCGUGGCAAGCCUUUGAAGAUAUGAUGGCCACCUCGGAGGAAUUCUAUCAAUCCUUGAAGCUUCCCUACCACGUGGCCGCCAUUGUCUCCGGUGCUUUGAACAACGCCGCGGCCAAGAAGUAUGAUCUGGAGGCCUGGUUCCCCUUCCAGAAGGAGUACAAGGAGCUCGUUUCGUGCUCCAACUGCCUUGAUUACCAGUCUCGUGCCCUGGAGAUCCGCUACGGUGUCAAGAAGGCCACCGAUUUGAAGAAGACCUACGUGCACGCACUGAACGCCACCCUGUGUGCCACCGAGCGUACCCUCUGCUGUAUCCUGGAGAAUUACCAGCGUGAGGAUGGUAUCGAGGUCCCCGAGGUUCUGCGCAAGUACAUCCCCGGUCAGCCCGAGUUCCUCCCAUAUGUCAAGGAGCUCCCCAAGAGCUCCACUUCCCAACAGAAGAAGAACAAGGAGAAGGCGGCAGCCACCAAGCCCGCGGCAGGAACCGAGGAGGCGACCAAGAAGAUGCAGGAUCUGCAGGUCUAA
Messenger RNA from Penicillium oxalicum, 1434 nucleotides. RefSeq names its product serine--tRNA ligase SES1. Gene Ontology annotation, biological process: seryl-tRNA aminoacylation. Bases 1 to 1434 code for a protein of 477 amino acids. The transcript has 7 exons. The record is from RefSeq and is a predicted model, not a curated record. NCBI's taxonomy places the organism in Eukaryota, Fungi, Ascomycota, Eurotiomycetes, Eurotiales, Aspergillaceae. Gene Ontology annotation, molecular function: serine-tRNA ligase activity; tRNA binding; ATP binding. Gene Ontology annotation, cellular component: cytosol.